Molecule: messenger RNA, 1116 nt
Organism: Nerophis lumbriciformis (worm pipefish)
Lineage: Eukaryota; Metazoa; Chordata; Actinopteri; Syngnathiformes; Syngnathidae
Source: RefSeq, a predicted model, not a curated record
AUGGAGCCCCAUGUCAAGCAGCAGACCAUUAACUUCGGAGCCGGGCCCGCCAAACUCCCGCCACCGGUGCUGCUUCAAGCCCAGAAAGAGCUCAUCAACUACGAUGGCAUUGGGAUCAGUGUUCUUGAAAUGAGCCACCGAUCGUCGGAAUUCACCCAAAUCAUAAACAAAGCAGAAAGUCUUCUACGAGAGUUGCUAAAGAUUCCAGACAACUACAAGGUGAUGUUCCUGCAGGGCGGCGCUUCGGGCCAGUUCAGCGGCGUCCCCCUCAAUCUCAUCGGCCUCAAGGAGGACAAGUGCGCCGACUACAUCGUGACGGGCACAUGGUCGGCCAAGGCGGCCAAAGAGGCCGAGAAAUACGGCAAAGUCAACGUGGUGCACCCCAAGAUGGAUAGCUACACCAAAAUCCCAGAGCCCGGCAGCUGGAACCUGAACCCGUCGGCGUCCUACGUGUACUACUGCUGCAACGAAACGGUGCACGGCGUGGAGUACCACUUCACCCCCGAGACCAACGGGGUCACCCUCGUCAGCGACAUGUCCUCCAACUUUCUGUCGCGGCCCGUCGACGUUUCCAAGUUUGGUCUGAUUUACGCGGGCGCUCAGAAGAACGUGGGCUGCGCAGGGGUGACGGUGGUUAUCGUGCGGGAGGAUUUGAUAGGCCACGCCCAGAAAGAGUGCCCCAUCGUGCUGGACUACAAAGUGCAAGCAGAGAUGAAGUCGCUGUAUAAUACGCCGCCCUGUUUCAGUAUCUACAUCAUGUGCCUGGUUCUGGAGUGGAUUAAAAACAAUGGCGGCGCUGCAGCCAUGGGGGCGCUUAACAAGCGCAAAUCCGAUUUGAUUUACGACACCAUCAACUCUUCCGAUGGCUUUUAUGUGUGCCCGGUGGACGAAAAGUGCCGAAGCCGCAUGAACAUCCCCUUUCGUAUUGGGAAGAAAGAAGGCGACGAGGCCUUGGAAAAGGAGUUCCUCAACGGAGCGGCCAAACGCGGAAUGAUCUCACUCAAAGGACACAGAUCAGUCGGGGGUAUCCGUGCCUCUUUGUACAAUGCUGUAACGUUGGAGGACACGGAAGCUCUGGCCCACUACAUGAAGGAAUUCCUGAAAGAGCAUCAGUGA